Messenger RNA from Lentinula edodes (shiitake mushroom), 1974 nucleotides. Its product is annotated as PLP-dependent transferase. Lineage: Eukaryota; Fungi; Basidiomycota; Agaricomycetes; Agaricales; Omphalotaceae. The record is from RefSeq and is a predicted model, not a curated record. The coding region runs from base 34 to 1707 and encodes 557 amino acids. Gene Ontology annotation, biological process: sphingolipid catabolic process; carboxylic acid metabolic process. The transcript is spliced from 13 exons. Gene Ontology annotation, cellular component: endoplasmic reticulum. Gene Ontology annotation, molecular function: pyridoxal phosphate binding; sphinganine-1-phosphate aldolase activity.
GCAACCUUCAGCUUCAACCUUCAACGGUCAACAAUGUCGAACACCGUCAAAAAAUUCACUGACGCUAUCGGUUCUUCCAAAACGCUACUCUUGCAGCGCUCUCUGUACGAAAAUUUCAAGUCGCUGCUGUUUAUCUACUUCCUGGUAACUCAGAGUAUUAAAGCUGAACGACAUCUGAGAGCCAGAGGGAUUCUUACGACGUGUAGAGAGUUAUAUGCAUGGAUAGCACAACGGGUUAUCUUUCUCUUAUUACGACUACCUUCGGCCAGAGCAAAGGUCAAGGCAGAGAUGGAUAAAGCGAAACUCGACAUCGAGCAAUCUUUAUGUCCACAAGGUGCUGACGUUGUGCGACACCUCUCUUUGCCCGCAGAAGGCCAGACAUUAGAAUGGAUAUUAUCCGAAAUGGACACAAUGGAUCAACAGUCCGGAACCUUAGAUUAUAGACGCGGAAAGAUAUCUGGUGCUGUUUACCAUGGUGGAGAUGACUUGGAGAAGGUCAUUGUUGCGGCGUACAAACAUUACUGCGUGUCCAACCCGCUUCAUCCUUCUGUAUUCCCUGCCGUGCGUAAAAUGGAAGCCGAAAUCGUAGCUAUGUGUCUGCGAUUGUACAACAACCCAAAUGGUGCCGGUACAAUGACUGCUGGCGGUACUGAAUCAAUCAUUAUGGCAGUCAAGACGUACCGCGACUGGGCUAGAGCUACUAAAGGCAUCACUGAGCCGGAAAUGAUCAUACCUUCGUCUGCACAUGCUGCUUUCGACAAAGGUGCCGCUUAUCUGAAGAUCAAAGUACAUACCAUCCCAGUGGACCCAGUAACGCGCAAGGCCGACAUCAAACGAAUGAAACGCGCCAUAAACACUAAUACCAUUAUGUUGGUCGGAUCUACCAUCAACUUUCCAGACGGCAACCAGGACGACAUAGUCGCGCUCGGAGUGCUCGCAUCCAAAUACAACAUCGGUCUCCACGUCGACUGUUGUCUCGGUAGUUUCAUUGUACCUUACCUCGAAAAAGCGGGCCUGGCGGAAGGCUCGAACGGAAAAUACAAACUCUAUCCAUUCGAUUUCAGAGUGAACGGUGUUACCAGUAUUAGUUGUGACACCCAUAAGUAUGGUUUCGCUCCCAAGGGUACCUCGGUUGUAAUGUACAAAAAUGCUGCGCUCCGCAGGUUCCAGUACUACGUAUAUCCUGAUUGGUCAGGUGGAGUCUACGCUAGCCCUAGCUUAUCUGGUUCGCGUCCGGGCGCUCUUAUUGCUGGAACGUGGGCUGCUAUGCAAUACAUGGGUGACAAAGGCUAUCUUGAGUCCUGCCGUGAUAUCGUGACAUGUGCACGAAGUAUCGCCGAUACUGUUGCCUCCAGUAUUCCCGAACUCUACGUUCUCGGUUCCCCGCCAGCUUCUGUUGUCGCUUUCGGAUCUAAGCACCCGAAGGUGAACAUUUUGGAGGUGGGGGACAUGAUGUCGAAAAAGGGUUGGCAUUUGAACGGACUCAGUGGCCCGCCUGCACUUCAUAUUGCUUGCACGAGGCUCACUGUAACGAUGGUUGAUACCUUCAUCGCUGACCUGAAGGAUGCUAUCAAGGAGGCGAAGAUUACACCGAAUGGAAAGGGUACCAUGGUUGCCCUGUACGGUCUGGGAAAUUCUAGCCCUGUAGGACCUUCAAUGGUUACUCAGUUGGCAGAAGCAUUUCUAGAUACAAUGUACAAGGCAUGAUGCAUGAUGGAUCAUUACCUAGAGAUUCCUCGUAUUCAGCGGCCUAGGUCGUCGUCGAUGAAGUUAAACCCAAUACGUACACUAUGUAUGUAAGUGCUGUCUAUUUUAGUAUCUAUCAUGAGAUUUUUCUUGGAAAUGGGAGGAAAUGGGUCGCUCAAAGCCAUAUCCAUCCUUAUCUAUACGCUCUAUGAGAUCCACAACGAGAAACACUUCAGCAGUCUAUACACGUGCGUCGCACAGCUUGACACUGCACUUGGAAUCGUUCAG